Helianthus annuus (common sunflower) is the source of this 2502-nucleotide messenger RNA. Its product is annotated as replication protein A 70 kDa DNA-binding subunit B-like. Bases 1527 to 2219 code for a protein of 230 amino acids. Lineage: Eukaryota; Viridiplantae; Streptophyta; Magnoliopsida; Asterales; Asteraceae. The transcript is spliced from 12 exons. The record is from RefSeq and is a predicted model, not a curated record.
CGUCCACAAACCCUAAAACUCAUCUAAUGUGGCGAUAUCAUCUUACAAUCUGAUUCAGUCCCUAUCAAAAGCUUUUCCUUUCAUAUAUACUCCAUCUGCGAUCCACCUCUAUCUGCGAUUCAUCUCAUACCGAUUCAGAUAGUUGAUAGAUUUUGUGGUUUCUGUAGACUGUUUUAGGUAAAGGUCGAUGAUGAUUGGAUUGGUGUUGGCCGAGAACCCAGAUGAUGGCAGCCAGGGUUCUGCAUUAUUAGCAACAGCGAUGGUUGUUCUUUUGAAUUCGGCCAACGACUGUUAACCCUCAUUCAACUCCAGUAUGUGUUGCCUCUAAUCUGCUGGUAUCAUAAUUUUUAGGGUAGUCGGAACAACGAGAAGUGGCUGUGCAUAUCUCUAAUGAACAAGAAGAAGAGGAUGUGCUUCUCUACAGUCAAUAAGAAGAAGAGGUUGUGGUUCUCUUCAAUAUAGUUCAGCGGUAAGAGAAGUAAGAAGAGUAAGAGGCUGGCAUCUUCAACAUAUAAGAAGAGAAAGGCGAUUCCAUUUCACUCUUUCUUCUCAUUUCCAAAUCUCCUCAUCUUCUAUACAAACCAUGUCAUCCGGCAAGAAAUCUGUCGGUGAACCACCAUCUUUGUCACUCAGUUUCAUUGAUGAUUUGAAUCCGUCCAAAGAUAUGUGGAAUCUCAAGUGUCGAAUCAUCCGGAAUGGGUUCAGUCCUUUCGGAUGGACCUGAUCUUGCUCGAUGAGAAGGACCGUAAGAUUCAGGCAGGGAUUAAGGCUCCAUUGAUACCUGUGUUUAUCUCACAGCUUCAUGAGGACGAAGUUGUUAUUCUCUCCAGAUUUGGUGUUGGAGAAAACACCGAUGCCUACAAAGUUGUUAACCAUGGUUAUAAGAUUAACUUUACCGGUGUACGGUUGUUACACGUGCGAAUGGUUGGCAAGGUGUUGAUUACGGAUUUAAUUUUUGUUAAACAUUCAGACAUUCUUAAAGGAGAAGGAAAGAAUCUGCUCACUGUCGGUAUGUCUGUUUCUGAUAGUCUGAUAUAUAUUUUGCCUCCCUUUCGAAUCCGAUUACUGUUGAUAUGUUUACCAUUUUAGAUGUUACUGGAAUUGUUGUCUGGUGUGGAGAUAUGGAAAUCUUUCCUAACGAAAGAAAAAAGAUGAACUUGGAUCUUCAAGAGUUCCAGGGAGAAGUAGUCCGUUGUACUUUGUGGAAUGGUAUGCACAAGAAUUUAAUGAUUUUUUGUCUCAAAACUCUCCGAAUGAGACUGUGAUGGCUGUCAUUCAGCAUGCGAUGAUUAAGAAGUGGACAAUAUACUAUUUAGAAUGAUAAGUUUGGAUGUCGUCUAUUUCUCAACCAAGAAAUUGACGAGGUUAAUGAACUUCGUAGGAGUCUUUUACUGAAACAAUUUGAAGCUGGUGCUUCUUCUUCUCAAACCAUACUUUCAUCUCAGAGUGUAUUUCCAGUCCGUCAAGAAUUUCUAAUUGAGACUCCUAAGAGACAUGUUGAUGAAAUUAUUGAGAUUGAAAGCGUAAUGUCAUGUGUGGUAGUUGCAACGAUCAAAAUUGUUCAACAAAACUAUGGCUGGUUUUAUCCGGCAUGUCGAGACUGUAACAAGAAGGUGUUGACCAAAACUGAGUACUUACAAUAUGCUAAAACCAUUUCUGAUGAGGUCAUGAAUCUGUCACCUACUUCAUUGGUUUAUCCGAAAUGCUAUAAAAAAUGCACAUCGAAAACCAUAAAGUUCAAAGUACAUUUGAGAGUGCAAGAUGAAACUGGCAGCGUUUCUUUUGUGAUGUUUGAUAAAGAUGUAAUGAAGCUUAUUGGUUCAACUGCGAAUGAUAUAAGGGAACGCCAAGUGAAGGUCAAUGAUCCUGAAACUUUUCCCCAUGAAAUAUCUCGGUUGGUCGAAAAGAAGUCGGCGUUUAAAAUUGAAGUUUCUGAUUACAACCUUAACCAUGACUACCACGUCUACACUAUCCAAAAAGUAUGUGAUGAUCCGGACAUAAUCGCUGAAUUGGUUGCUGGUAAUGUAAAUGCUCUUGAGGUUGCUGAUGAGGUGUUUAGUCAAGAAGGUUCAGAAUUCAAAGCUGUUCAAUUAUCUGAAUCCUCACAGAUGGCCGGUACUGCUAUUUCAAAGGAUGUUGUAUCUGUUACGGCCGACUCUUCCGUUGUCGAAGCCGAGAAGGAUUCGGACACCAGUCCUAAUGGUAAACGUUCGUUGUAGGACGUGGAAGGUCAAAAUGUUGGGGAACUAUCUUCUAACAAUAAAAGGAACCGGAAGAAGCCAUCUGGGCUUAACACUUAGCUCCUUUCACGUCCUUAUAUUUUGAUGUUUAAGCAAACCUAUGUUUUUGGUAUGUACUUAAGUAUGUGGUUGUUUGAAGUUGGGUUGUCGUUGGUAAGUGUUAAACUACUGAAACAGUUGUUUUGUAUGUUUUAGAUGUUGGUAAUUUAUGAACUUGGAAGAUGUGGUAAACCGUUAUGUGGUUUACUUUUUGGUAUUAUAA